AAUAUUGAUAUACUUAAAUAUGAUUCAUGUGAACGACGUGCUAUAAUCAGAGUGCCUGCAGAGCAAUAUGUUAAAUUGAGGAGCUCCUUAACUUUAUGCAGUACAUAUGAAAACAUCAGUUGUGCAUAUAAAAUCCAUAAUAUUUCUCCUUCCUUGCUAUCAUUAAUUGGUAACAGUAGAACCUAUAGUCAUUAGCUCUAAUUACGUAUUAAAGUAAAGUAAAAUACUGAAGAUGUCUUAUUGUGAGAAAAAAGAUGGUGGCAAAGACAUUGUUAUUUUUGCAACGAAAGAAGAUCAUGAAGUACCGAGUACGGUUACAUUACCUGAACCAGAGCCGUCACCUGGGUUGAUAUUGCCAAAUGGUGAAAUUAAUUGGAAUUGCCCAUGUUUAGGAGGCAUGGCCACGGGACCUUGCGGAGUUUCAUUUAGAGAAGCAUUUUCGUGUUUUCAUUAUAGUGAGGCUGAUCCGAAAGGUAGUGACUGUUUUGAGAAAUUCAAGGAUAUGCAAGAUUGUAUGUCACAAUAUCCAGCUCUAUAUAAUAAACAAACCGGAGAUGACGAUGAUGAUGACAGUCCUUUAGACAAAGCAUUUGAUCAGAGCGGCCAAGAGACGAUAGAUACUUCAAAAGAUGUAGAAAUUGAGAAAACAAGUAUACAAAACAAAUCUGAUUCUGUAUAAAAUUUGUAAUUUCUUGAAGUUAUAAAUGUCACAUAUGCCUGAUAGAAUUUAGUAUUGUUUAAAAUUUAUGAUUAAGUUUAUUGUAAUAGAUGAAAUGAAUUA
Messenger RNA from Ctenocephalides felis (cat flea), 781 nucleotides. RefSeq names its product mitochondrial intermembrane space import and assembly protein 40. Gene Ontology annotation, cellular component: mitochondrial intermembrane space. The coding region runs from base 233 to 679 and encodes 148 amino acids. Gene Ontology annotation, biological process: protein import into mitochondrial intermembrane space. Lineage: Eukaryota; Metazoa; Arthropoda; Insecta; Siphonaptera; Pulicidae. Gene Ontology annotation, molecular function: protein-disulfide reductase activity. The record is from RefSeq and is a predicted model, not a curated record. The transcript has 2 exons.